Messenger RNA from Rana temporaria (common frog), 570 nucleotides. RefSeq names its product copper transport protein ATOX1-like. Gene Ontology annotation, cellular component: cytosol. Gene Ontology annotation, molecular function: copper chaperone activity; metal ion binding. Gene Ontology annotation, biological process: copper ion transport. The transcript has a single exon. The record is from RefSeq and is a predicted model, not a curated record. NCBI's taxonomy places the organism in Eukaryota, Metazoa, Chordata, Amphibia, Anura, Ranidae. The coding region runs from base 22 to 234 and encodes 70 amino acids.
CCUACAUCUCCGCUCUGCAUCAUGCCGAAAGAGGAGUUUUUUGUGGACAUGACCUGUGAAGGUUGCUCAAAAGCUGUGACGCGGGUUCUCUCCCGACUUCCAGAUGUGAAGUAUGAAAUUGACUUGCUGAACAAGAAAGUGCUGAUACAAUCUGAACAACACUCAGCGGAUCAAUUGUUGGAGACCCUGAAGAAGACUGGAAAAGAGGCAAAAUACCUGGGCUGUAAGGACUGAACUACAGAAUGAAAGGAACUAGCAUAUGAAUGAAGCUGUGUGAUUGGGAUCAGAUGGCAUUCCAUGAAGAAUUUUCUCCAACAAUCAGAGAUGACCCCAACAAGUAUACACCACAGGGUCUUACUAUGGACCUAACAAAAGUUUGUUAAAUAGACAUUUCCUGUGUUGCCUACGAUCAGCAGUUGUAUUCAGACUAGCCAAUUCCAAAUCCUAAUUGGUACCUGAAAAUUUGUCUGUUCACUUUUGACCGCACAGGGAGUUCCUAAUUAAGAUAAUUUUAUACAUGGGAACCAGUUAUGUAUACAUGUCUCCAUAACACUAACCUAGAUAAAGUCG